UGGUAGGCAAAAAUGGGAAAAUAAUUUGAGGCCAGGAGUAUGACAGCAGCCUGGGCAAAAUAGUGAGACACUGUCUUUACAAAAACUUUAAGUGACAGAGAGGCAACUUGGUGGGCAUUUUUUUUUUUUUUUUUUUUUUUGAGACGGAGUCACUCUGUCGCCUAGGCUGGAGUGCAAUGGUGCAAUCUCGGCUCACUGCAACCUCCGCCUCCCGAGUUCAAGUGAUUCUCCUGCCUCAGCCUCCUGAGUAGCUUGGAUUACAAGACUUGAGGAUCUAUCACCACCACGCUUGGCUAGUUUUUGUAUUUUUAGUAGAGACGGGAUUUCACCAUGUUGGUCAGGCUGGUCUCGAACUCCUGACCUUGAGAUCCACCUGCCUCGGCCUCCCAAAGUGCUGGGAUUACAGGCGUGAGCCACCGCACCCAGCCUUGGCAGGCAUCUUUCUCCACAGCUACUCAGGAGGCCAAGGUGUGAGGACCCCUGCAGCACAGGAGUUUGAGGCUUCAGUGAGCUAUGGGUGCACCACUACACAUCAGCCUGGGUGACAGAGUGAGACCAUGUCUCAAAAAGGAAGAAAAAUCAUCCACUUGUAGGUUAUCUCUAAUUACUUCCCUGACCCACACUCUUCAUUUGUCCAAGUGCUGCAGCUGUGCUGUCAACAAUUUUUACAGCUUCUGGGAAAGAUGCCCACAGCCCUUGAUGAUAGUGAUGCUUGUGCAUCCCACACACAGGGGUUUCCAGUUCUUUUGUUAUUUCUCUCUCUCUUUCAACAAGUGUUGCUUCUUACUGGAUUGAAUUUCUCCACUGAUAGAUCCUCAAGUCUUGUUUUCACAGAUAUUAAUUUCUCUAUCACUAAGAUCACCCAUUAGUAAGAAUUACUAAUAAAGACAAAAAAAUAAAAAGUAAAGAAAGUACAGAAAAAAAGAAUUUUAAAUAAUCCUUCUUGUACCUGGGAAACUAAGUUAGGCAGAGUUCAAGUAUGGAUCUAAGGUGGCACUGCCAGUAAGAGGCAGAAUCAGGACUGGAGUCCGGGCAGCCUGGCUCCUGAAUCCUAGCUCCUAACUAUGAGACCCUCAUGUCUUUAGUAAUAUGGAGUUCUGACUGUGAUAGGGUGAAAGAGGGAAGUCCUCACAGUUUGCCUGUUGAUCUCUAAUUUUCUACAUCAUGGGAAUCUGUCACAAAAGAGGAGGCCACACCUGGCCCAGCCCCUUUCACCCACUCUCAAUCCCCUAGCAGAUGCCACACAGAAGGCCUGUGUCCUUGUCCAUUGGUUCUUGCAUGACAAUCAGAGGGACACCAAUCCUCCCUUUCAUCAAUGACCCAGAGCUGCGGGUGGAAUUCUACACUGGGAUGAAUGAGAACUCAGACAUCGCCUUCCAUUUCUUAGUGCACUUUGGCCAUUGUUUGGUCAUUGACAGCCACGUGUGUGGGGCCUGGAAGUGUGAGGGGAGAUGCCGCAAUGUGUUCUUCAAGGACGGCAGACAAUUUGAUCUAAGCAUCUUGGUGCUAGACAAUGAAUACCAGAGCACCCUCUGCUUGCACUGCUAUCCUCAGCUCUUUUCCAAAAUCUGACCGUGAUCAGUAUUAGCUCAUCUGGCAUUUCCCCCAAGGUAAUAAUAAAUGGCCAACACCAUACAUCUUUGCCCAUCCACUUCCACCGUGUUCUGUGAAGAUUGUGCAAGUGUGGGAAGAUAUCUUCCUGACCUUAAUGUCUGUCUGCAAUUGAGGGAGAUGACCACACACCUCAUUGUUGAGGAAUCCCUCUUUCCAUGUGACCAUAGGAUCCCCAGAGCCUGCUAAGAGCAUGAUCUAUCCUCACCCUUUUCCCUGCACUUGGUCAUUAAAACAUCACCAAACUUC
Pongo pygmaeus (Bornean orangutan) is the source of this 1860-nucleotide messenger RNA. RefSeq names its product galectin-10-like. The transcript has 4 exons. The record is from RefSeq and is a predicted model, not a curated record. NCBI's taxonomy places the organism in Eukaryota, Metazoa, Chordata, Mammalia, Primates, Hominidae. The coding region runs from base 1237 to 1572 and encodes 111 amino acids. Gene Ontology annotation, molecular function: carbohydrate binding.